UCUCACGUUUGUUUGUUGAUUUGUUUAGAUCAUUAGCGUCGUCGUCGUCGUCGUCGUCUACGAUGACGAGCAUAAUCAGUGCCUCCCCUAGUCCAUCGACAGCGCCAUUUCCGAGCAAGAAGCACCCGACAAUCCUGCCAAAUGCACAUCCAUAUGCAAUCAAGACAACAUCAUCUGCCGUCCUCUCACGUUCGAACUCGUCGCCGCACUCAGCACACUCGGUCAAACACCAUUAUAUUCCCCCGUCACCAACUCGUCCGAGGCAUCGAUACACAUCUUCCUUGUCAUCUGUUGAAGAUGUAAACGUCAAUGAAAUUCCUUCCCCUUCACCUUCUCCGUUACCCGUUCCCCCCUCCCUUCCAACACGUGGAUCCAGUGUCUUCCUCAGUGAUGACGCAACGCCUCCUCGCAGACUGAAACGCGCGGAAACGUUACCCCCUACUGCAACUAUCCCUGUUAUUGAUGAUAUUGCUGUUGCGGAGGACAAUAACUUACCUCGCAAUCCCAAGCACUGGUCUACUGACGACCUCGCUUUACAUCUCGCCACUUCACUACGGGCAGGCAGCGAAUUGAGUGCUGAAGAUCAGGGAUAUCUCCUUCGCGCGAUCAAAGAACAAACUAUUACCGGUAGGGAUUUUUUGAGAAUAACUGACGCUGACCUCGCUAGCCUGUCACUGACAACUGCUCAGCGAUUCUAUCUGCUCGAGGUUUCCCGCGCCUUGCGCGCAGAUGUCAUCCGUGGUCGCAUAUGGGUGGACUCAUACCAUUCUAAAGACAUAUCCGCGCACUCAAAGGAUGUUUAUGCCAGAUCUACACGCAGCUCGAAUUCACCCUUCAACAGCAAAUUUUACAAUCUCUCCAAUUUCUCCACUUCUUCGGUGGAUUUAAUCCUCCCGCCAUCUGCCUCCAUAUUAGCUGACGGAGAGCUUCCACUAUCCCCAACUAUGACUCUGAAUCGCUCGAACUCAAUUUCAGAUUCAUCUGCACAGAGAUACAGAGAUCUUGCACGCAUGCGAAUGAGGAGACGUGGAAAGGUCAAGGGUCUUGUUGAAACUUGGGAACGCGAAAGAGGCGCCGCCAGCGGGAGCGAAAGCUCCAUGAGCGGUAGUGAUGCCGAUAGCGACAGUGACAUUCCAUCUGCAGAGUCACCCCUUCCAUCUACACUCUCUAAUCCGACAACCAGUCAAAGCAACCCACCACCUGCAUACACAUCACUCAGGGAAAUUGAGGACGAGCCGACCAUCGAGGAGCUUCUAGCUCCCUCUGGUCCUGUUAAUGGCGCACGUGCCUGGGAAGAGGACUACGCGUUGGGAGAGACCGUAAAGCGGAUCCCCACCAAUACGCCUGCUCCUUUACCAUUGGCAUCUACACCUCCGAACGCAGCGGCAGCGGUCGAAAUCAAUGCUGACUUAAACGGGCCUUCAGUCAGCAAGUUUAGUGUCCUGGGGAACGGUCGAGCUCAUAUGCAGAAGCGAAUCGUCACCGCGAUAUUUACCGGAGGUUCCGAUGGGAAGAUGGACACUAUAUCAGAAAGCAAACCUGUGGACGAAGUACCUCAGGCGGAUUUAGAUCUAGGGGAGGUUUCGGACAUCACUGACGCAGCAGAACUUGAAGUCGCUGUAGUCGAGUCAGCUGCAUCUGAAGGCGUCUCUCUUGCACCUGAACAAAGUGCUGCACCUUCCGAUGAUGAUGCCAUCAUUGCAGUGCUGGAAGCAUCCAUCGCGUCUACUCGCGCCCAGCUUGAGGCAUUCCGAGCACGUCUGGAAGCCGUCGAGGCACAAGUCACGACCCAGGAGGCUGUCAACCAAGCUUCCGUUCAUCCAGAAGAAACUCGACGGCCAUCCAGUGAACAUCACGCCAUAGACCGACCUUAUAUUCGUGAUCGGGUUCCUGCUCCGGACGAUAUCAUGUUCUCCGACUACAAUCUUGGUUUGAAAGAAUUUACCCGUUCAAUGAUUGCUCGCACAAUGGGAUGGAUAUACCCCUAUUCUCAUCCUGUUGCACAACCUCGCCCAGAAGUGAAGGCUGCCCGUUCUCGAGAGCCAAGCGUUUCUCUUGUCCGACCGCGCGUUCCUACCUUCCGUCUAUCCUACGUGAUUGUGUUCUCUUUCGUGCUUUGUGCAGCCGUUUUGCGCAGAGUGGGAAAGAGCAUUCGGGGUCGUUGAUCCCUGCCGAUACCUAUCCAGUCGAUUUUCCACGGACACCUCGUUAAUUCCUGAUAUUCAUGUCGAUCCUUGUACCAGUUACUCAGCAAAUUUGCACACCAGUUGUAUUCAUAUAUCAUUCCUCGUUAUCGUAUGUUCAUCUUGCUUUCUGUUUGCAGUGACUGUUUGUUUUACUUUGAGUGAUAUUUCGAGUUACUCUACUCAUGAUCUUUCAGCGGCAUUCAAUUGCAAGUUGGAUCGCAGACCAAAGUUAACAAAGUCU
Molecule: messenger RNA, 2427 nt
Organism: Suillus paluster
Lineage: Eukaryota; Fungi; Basidiomycota; Agaricomycetes; Boletales; Suillaceae
Exons: 2
Coding region: 63-2165 (700 amino acids)
Source: RefSeq, a predicted model, not a curated record